AUGGCUCCAGCCAUGGCACGCAAUCAGCAGCGGCUCGCGCAGCAAAAGUCGACAGCGCCUUCCCAAAAACCUAAGAACCCAAUCAUUACGCCUAUUGUCAGAAAGGCAUCCAAGAUAGUCUCCAAACCAACGGCCAAGUCAGCCUCCGCCCCCAAACCAACACGACCUUCUCCUUCCAUUCUACGAGAUGAGUUGCCUACCUCUAGUAAAGAAGCGCCAAAAGCCGCUUCCGAUUCAUUAAGGACUGCGCAAGCUUCACCAGGUCUCAAAUUCCGCAAUGCAAGUUCGGCGUUGGCUUCUACUUCCAGCAAGCCCAGCGACGUACUUUCCAAGUCAGACCCAAGUACCUCACUAAGAAAGGAUACAGCCGCAAGAAAGGCAAGAAAAAACACAGUUAGAAAGAAUGUCGCUCGUGCGGCAGAGACAUCCAACUCAUCAUUACCGGUGGCUGAAGAAUCAACAAAUAAGCUAAAGGCAACCAGACCCGAUAAGCACCCCAAAAUAAAGAAGGAAAGCUCGAUGUUCGAAGGGAUGGAUCUCAAAGCGAUGAUGGCCAAAGCAAGUAAGACUAGACGGAGGAGUAACUCGUUGGAAUCUGAAAAGAGGCAGGAUGCGGGUGGUGGGGAAGAGGAAGGUCAAAGGCAGCGACACGAAGAAAAGAAGAAGCAGUUGGAGCAGGAAAAGUCCGGGAGGAAGCGUCCAAUGAAGGAGCUGCAUAGAGAAGGGGAAGGUGAAGUGGAAGAGGAAGAAACAGGCAGAACGCGAAAGCGGCUUAAGGAGUCGGAGAUGGUGGAGGAGGGGGAGGAGAGGGAGGAAGAUGACCUACAGGAUGAUAUCGGUCACGAAGCUGAUGAUCAGGGCAUGGACGAUGGAAGUGUCCAAACUGGUCAUAACGGACAUGUUCCGAUAGAAGAGGAGGAGGAGGACGAUGACGAAGAAGAACAGGAGGAAAUGGGUGACGAGAUCGAUGAUUUUGACAUGGAUGAUGGGAGUGUCCACGUGGAUCGAGAAGGAAAUGUUACUAUGCAUGAUGUGAACAACGCGUGCCAGGCUCCUGAUGGCUCAAUCCAGGAGGAGGUGGAGCUUGAAGAGAGUCGGGAAAAUGUGGAGGAGGAGGAGGAAGAGGAUGGGGAAGAUGCGGAUAUGAUUCCUGAGAGCGAAAGGGAAGAAGAAGUGGCUGAUGCCGGUAGGGCCGAUGUUGAGGAAGGGGACUAUGAGGAACGGGAUGAAAUGAAGUCUUCAGGGAGUUCAAUUGAUCAUGACGGGGAGGAUGAAGAAGCGGAUGAAAAAGAAGAAGGGGAGGAGGAGGAAGAGGAGGAAGAGGAGGAGGAAGAGGAGGAGGAAGAGGAGGUGGUGGAGGUGGAGAACGAGCCAGAAGAAAUUGAAAAUGAAGGGACAGAUGAUGAGGCAGAAAAUAAAGAGGAAAGAGAGAAUGAAGACGAGGGUGCAGAGAGGGAGUUUCUUGAGGAAGGGGCUGGUGGAGAUUCUCCGGAUGCAGAUGCAGGUGCAGAUGCAGAAGAACACGCUGAGCAGGAAGGAACGGGGAUCGAUGAGGAAGGAAACAACGACACCACGACAGAAACCCAGGCAUCGACCAACGAAGCAGAGAACGCUGAAAUCUACCAAACCAUCAAGGACUUGAUUCAAAACAUUCCAUCAAAGCACUUUGUCUACUGCAGAACACUCGACCAACCAGACGACAUACAACAUGUGGCCUUCAAGGUUUACGAUGUAGAAGAGAAUGAACACAAAUUCGACACGCGGAACUUGGAGAAUAACCCAGAAGCACUCGAAAGGCUCCUCGGUGUGGCAAGGGAGAUUUACAAGAAGCAGAUCGGUUGGGAGUUUGGCAACCUCAAACGCGACUGUACCUUCUUUAUGAGUGCGAGGAAGGAAGACGAGACGACCAAGGCAAAGCCCAAGACCAAAAAGAAAGUCACGAAAGGAAAUUCCAAGGCACAAGGGUCAGAGCAGGAACAAGCGCCAACAUACACAGGCCAUAUCACGGUUGUCGAUGGUGAUGAUUCUGACAACGAUGAUGAUAGUGAUGAAGGCGGUGAUGAAGGCGGACAGUGGAACAAGUACAUCAAGAGGCUGGCGGAAGAGGCCUUAGGUGUUCUUGGGACGACACCCCAAGUAAAGUUCACACCAGAGCUGGAGUAUAUGUGGGUAUGGGGAGAAAAGAGUCUUUUUCCAAACUACGACUUAUAUCAAGCUGAGGAAGAAAAGAAACUUGCGGGUAGACUGAUGGUCAUUCUAGCUGGACUCGACUACGAAGGCGGCGAGUUUGCGUUCAGUUGCAAGAACAGGUGCCAUUACUUUGAUCCAAAGGCGGAGCCAUGCCUCAUUGCUACAUUGAGCGGCGGUGGCGCCUUCGUUGACGCAUAUCAACUGACCUCCGGCUACCGUAUCGCUUUAGUCUACCAGCUACAUGUCCGCACAAUCAAGAUGGCAGAACAGAAUACGGCCAAGAACACAGUCAGUAUUCUCAACGAUUACGAGAAGGAAUUUCUCGACGGACUCGUCACAUGGCGCAACAGAGUCCAAAACGCCGACGACGACCAGCAGAAUGGGAUCCACCGGACGGUAUAUUACAUCCUGAACAGACAAGUAUCUGGCACGGAGGAGUUCGAACCGUCCGCCGAUCUGACUCCGGCGCAGAAGCUCCAGCUGGCCUGGCUUUACAAACUUUGUAAACAAAUGCCUGGCAAGCGUAUUGGAGAGGAAGUGUACGAGUGGCUGCUACAUGUUGAUCUGGCGGUACUCUUGUGCAGAACGGUCCAGCGGACGGAGAAGGAUGGAAGAAUUGCUGUGCGUCCGGGAUUUGAAGUUAAUUGGACGGCAGAUGCGGAUCUCGAAACAGAUGAUUGGGAUCGCAACGAGAGCGAACAAGGAAUGGAGUGCAUCAGGCUCAACAUCGCCUAG
Molecule: messenger RNA, 2925 nt
Organism: Neurospora tetrasperma FGSC 2508
Lineage: Eukaryota; Fungi; Ascomycota; Sordariomycetes; Sordariales; Sordariaceae
Exons: 4
Coding region: 1-2925 (974 amino acids)
Source: RefSeq, a predicted model, not a curated record